AAGUUUCAAAAAUAACGAGCAUGCCUUCAAAAAUAACGAGCAUGCCUUCCAGGAGCAAUCUUGGAAUUUCAGGUAUUAAUGGCCCCAUAGAACAUUGAGGAUUGAGCUGAGCCAAGAUUCUGCGUUGUGUUUCUUUCAAGCAACGCACUUGUUUGUUCUUCCAUCACACUUUAUUGCAAAGGCAGUAGUGAACUCCAAGACAGUUGUAACUUGCAUUUCUUGCAAACGCUAUAUAUAAUGGUAAUAUUAAUAUUAAAAUUGAUUCCCAUAUAAAUACUGAAGAAGAUUGUACAUUAUUCAUUUGGAACAAGAAGAGAAGGAAAAUGUUAACUAAGUGGAGAUUUGAGAUGACUUCCGUUGCUUCCCAUUGUUUUAUGAUCUUCUUUGUUGUGUUAACAAGCAUAAAAGUUUGCGUCGCAGACUGUGAUAAUUUGCAGGACACUUGCCCAGCAGCUUCACUUGCAGAACAGACCAUCUUCAUCAAUGGCCUUUCCUGCAAGAACCCAGCAGAAAUAGCUCCUCAUGAUUUCAAGAACAUGGAUUUCGGCAAGGCCGGUUCUACAAGCAACAUUGUUCGUUCCUCCAUGAAAAUCAUCACUGCGUCAGAAUUUCCUGGUCUGAACACUCUUGGCCUCUCAAUUGGUAGAACCGACAUUGGUGUCGACGGCGUGGUGCAACCCCAUCACCAUCCAAGAGCGACUGAGAUGAUCUUUGUGGUCGAAGGGAUGUUGGUCGUCGGAUUUCUUGACACACACAGCAAACUUUUCCAGAAGUUGCUCAACGUCGGUGACGUAUUCGUUUUCCCCAAGGGUUUGUUUCAUUUCUGUGUGAAUCGUGGUCGUGGGGAUGCCAUACUCUUGUCUGUGUUCAAUAGUCAAAGUCCAGGGAUGGGAUCUGUCGCUUCCCCACCUUUGGAUACAGCCAUAGAUUCAUUGCACGAACUGAUCCCACUUUCUGCUUCACAGAUUCAUGAUUUUGACAAUUUUACUUGGACGGGAUCCGACAGCAUUUUCAGUUAUUAGCUAUUUCACAUGACCUCCUAAAAUAUAUAGUCAAACUGGAAUGUGUCAGUUUCGUUCUUCUUAUUGAAACAUGCUACAUAUGUUAUGUCGGUGAUUGCAUGAGUUCAACUAGUAUCUUCAAACUGGAAUUUAGCAUACCGUUUAGCCUCGAGCAUAUUUGAAGGAUCCAGAACCGUGUAAGGGUUGCAAUAUCAUGUGGGAUAUCAAUUGACCAAAAUUUGCAUUAAAUCCAUUCAAUUCGCCUGUAAACUCACUCUUACCAUUGAUGAAUGUGACAAAUGUAAUCCAACUUUUAACAA
Molecule: messenger RNA, 1321 nt
Organism: Prosopis cineraria
Lineage: Eukaryota; Viridiplantae; Streptophyta; Magnoliopsida; Fabales; Fabaceae
Product: germin-like protein subfamily 3 member 4
Exons: 1
Coding region: 324-1022 (232 amino acids)
Cellular component (GO): cell wall
Molecular function (GO): manganese ion binding
Source: RefSeq, a predicted model, not a curated record